AUGCUGGCGUUCAAAAGGUUUGCUUCCUCAACUGCUCAUAAACGUGAAUUGCAAGAGUUCUUCACCUACCAUACGACAAAGGCAGAGCUAAAACCAUGGAUAUACCGUCCUAAAAAUGCAAACAUUCUGCUGACUAUGGAUUUGAAAGAUCCUGAAACUAAUGCCCCAUUAAAACCACGUUCUCCUGUUCAACCAUUGUCGAGAAAAGUUCUAGAUCAAUACGUCAACUCCAUAGAACCCAAUUCCAGAGAAUUGGUGGAUUGGUUGCGGGGAUGGACAGAUGUCAGCAUUAGAAAGCGUGAAUUAUGGAAUUACAUCUCUAGCGGUCACUUGCAAAACAUGCUGAUGCAAUCUUUUUUCAAAAUUGGUUCAUAUGCAAGCCUUGUGAAUACACUCUAUUCGAGACAAAAAAAGUUUGUAGAAGCCAAGAAUCAGGAUGCCUUUGAUGUUGAACGCUUCUUCAAUACCAUUAUCGCUUGCAACUUACACAGAAAUCACGAAUUGGGUUACAAAACAGGCGACGUUGCUUUAAGGAAAUUGGAAACUGCAUGGAACCAUGUUACUCACAGGGACAACGAAACUGGGUUGGCAAACAGUUUGAUUGGAGCACUGGUCAAACAACAAGGUAUCACUAAUGUACCAAAAUUGAAAGGCUUAUCCGCUAAGCCAAUAAAUUUGCCCUCCUUACCAGAGAAUGACAGUCGCGGUAACACUGCAGCAAGUAUAAACGAACAGAAAUUCACUUAUAUGAUCGCCAGAACUGUACUAGAAUUUGACCCAGAGGCUGAUCAGGCAAUCAAGACAUUUGUAAAAGCCUAUCAAGCACGUCUUAAAGAAUUAGGCAAAGAAGACGUUUAUGAAAAUAACGUUGCCAUCAUGAAACAGAAUUUCGCAGCUAUAAAGGCCAAAGAAGCUAAAGGAGACACAGCACAAGCAGAAGCUCAAUCCGAAGAAGAAUCUCCAGAAUCGAAGGCCUAA
Zygosaccharomyces rouxii is the source of this 978-nucleotide messenger RNA. RefSeq names its product mitochondrial 37S ribosomal protein mS44 MRP13 (gene MRP13). The record is from RefSeq and is a predicted model, not a curated record. Bases 1 to 978 code for a protein of 325 amino acids. The transcript has a single exon. Lineage: Eukaryota; Fungi; Ascomycota; Saccharomycetes; Saccharomycetales; Saccharomycetaceae.